AUGGCUCCGUCGAUGAAGGCGGCAGCCCGUAACUAUCUACCCCCUCAGCUCGCGGAGCAGCCCUCGCUUGAUCCCCCGCGAAGCUCGUCCCGCCUCUCGUCUGUGCUGAAAGUCGCCACACUCGGUGUUCUGGGCGCCUGCUAUUACUUCUCUCAUGACAUCUUGAACCUACUCCCCAGACAGCAUCAUCUAUCCGUAUCUGUAUCUGCAUCAGCGCCACAGCUGUGCCCUCAGGUUGAGCCCAUUGCUCCCCGUACUCAGGACAGCCUAGCAGAGGCUCUCGACGCGUAUCUCUUAUCUGCCGAGGGCAGCGAGUGGGCUAUCGAGUCCCUUGCCGGUGCGGUCCGCGUCCCCACACAGACCUUUGAUGAUAUCAAGGCGCCUGGGGAAGACUCGCGUUGGAACAUCUUCCAGGACUUACACGAUUUCUUCGGCGAGCGCUUCCCACUUGUUAACUCAAAGCUUGAAGUGAACAAGAUCAACGAAUGGGGCCUGGUGUAUCGCUGGCAGGGAUCAGACGAGUCGUUGAAGCCCCUUGUAUUCGCCGCUCACCUCGACGUUGUACCUGUGAACAUCGAGACUUGGGACGAAUGGAUUCAUCCCCCGUUCUCUGGUUUCUUCGACGGCAAGCACAUCUGGGGCCGGGGAAGCUGCGAUGACAAGGCUCAGCUAGUUGGCACGAUUGCUGCGGUCGAGCUGCUUCUACAGAAGGGCUAUAAGCCUACUCGCUCAAUUGUGCUUGCGUAUGGCUUCGACGAAGAACGGGGUGGCUUCCAUGGCGCCCAAAACAUUGCCAAGUUCCUGCUUGAGAAGUACGGCAAGGACGGUCUCGCUCUGAUUCUUGAUGAGGGCGGAGAGUAUGAUAUCCGCGACAACGUCGUAAUCGCUGCUCCUUCUGUUGCCGAGAAGGGCGCGACGAAUGUCAAUGUCGAGGUCACUACACCCGGUGGCCACUCAAGUGUCCCUCCGACGCAUACAGGCAUCGGCUAUCUGGCACGGGUCGUUGCAGCGCUCGAAGACAACCCUUAUCCCACCUCACUCAAGCGCGACGGAACCUACUUCCGCUCCCUUCAAUGUGCCGCGGCCUACGAUGACUCUCUUCCGGAUGAUCUGCGCGAGCUCGUCGCAGCAGCAAGCACAGACGACGAAGCCCUCAUUGAAACGGAGAAGGCUCUACUUGAACGUGAUGAGCGCACCUUCCGCGCAUACGCCGGUACGACACAGGCGGUCGACAUCAUUCACGGCGGUGUAAAGAGCAAUGCUUUACCCGAACGCGCCUAUGCGAUCGUCAACCACCGCGUCGCCGAGUACAGCUCCGUUCCUGAGACCCGCGCUCGCUACGCGAAGAUCCUGGCGCCACUCGCCGAGAAGCUCAAUCUCACUCUCGACACUUUCGGUACUUUACAUGGCGCCAACGGGCCGGCCAAAGGUCAUAUCAUCGUCUCGGACGGCGGCUUUGGGCUUGAGCCCGCGCCUGUGUCGCCGACGGACGGAAGCGGGGCGUGGGAGUUGUUGUCCGGCACUAUCCUUUCGUCAUUGGGCACCUCAAUCCGCGAUGAGAUCGUCGACAAGCGUGUUGUCGUCGCACCCGGGAUCAUGGUUGCCAACUCGGAUACGAAGUGGUAUUGGAGCUUGACGAAGAACAUCUUCCGCUACAACCACAUCGGGGUGACCGACCGCUACAAUGGACUCCACACCGUGAACGAAGCCGUCAAAGCGGAUGGCUAUAUUGAAGGGAUACGCUUCUACGCGAGGCUCAUCUUGAACUCUGACGAUACGGACUUGCUCUGA
Molecule: messenger RNA, 1791 nt
Organism: Peniophora sp. CBMAI 1063
Lineage: Eukaryota; Fungi; Basidiomycota; Agaricomycetes; Russulales; Peniophoraceae
Source: the annotation of a GenBank genome assembly